This is a messenger RNA of Eutrema salsugineum, 810 nucleotides long. RefSeq lists its product as uncharacterized. Gene Ontology annotation, cellular component: membrane. The transcript is spliced from 3 exons. The record is from RefSeq and is a predicted model, not a curated record. Bases 1 to 810 code for a protein of 269 amino acids. Lineage: Eukaryota; Viridiplantae; Streptophyta; Magnoliopsida; Brassicales; Brassicaceae. Gene Ontology annotation, molecular function: glycosyltransferase activity.
AUGGAAAUGGAGGAAGGGGUUAAAGAUAAUGCUGCAUCAACCCCUAAAUCGAGGCUAACAAACCAAUCUAGGGCUCUUUUGUCGAUGCGUCUGCUUCAGAUUCUGUUAUUUUUCCUUGUUUUGGCUCUUGGGAUCUCGGUUGUUGGUAUACACAUGAUCAAGUUCUUGAAGAUUCAAUAUUUGGCUCCUGUGGCUCCAACCACUUUGAUCUCUAUGUAUGAUCAUGGGACUGUUACUUUAGAGAGCUUUAUUAGACCUCCUUUGAAUGUUUGGCACACAUUGAAUGACACUGAAUUGCUUUGGCGCGCUUCGAUGGAGCCACGGAGAAAUGUAUAUCCGUUUAAACGGUUUCCUAAACUGGCCUUCAUGUUUCUCACCAAAGGGCCUUUACCAUUUGCUCCACUUUGGGAGAUGUUCUUUAAGGGACAUGAGGGUCUUUACUCAAUCUAUGUUCAUGCAUUGCCUAAUUACAAACCGGAUUUUCCGAGGUCAUCUGUGUUUUACAGAAGAUACAUCCCAAGUCAGGCUGUGUCAUGGGGAGAGAUGAGUAUGUGUGAUGCUGAAAGGAGGCUUUUGGCUAACGCGUUGCUAGAUAUCUCUAACGAAUGGUUUGUUCUGUUGUCUGAAUCAUGCAUUCCUCUGCGGGGAUUCAGCUUUGUCUAUAGUUAUGUCUCUGGAUCAAGAUAUAGUUUCAUGGGUUGUGCUGAUGAGGAAGGACCUGAUGGAAGAGGAAGAUACAGAAAUGGAAUGGAGCCUGAGAUUGGUCACGCGGAGGUGCUCAUCCAGCUACUUUUGGCAAGGCUGAUAUAA